AUGGGAUGGCCCUCGUCGGCGCGCAGCACUGGUGGCGCUUCGCCGGCAACCCUACACCCGCCUCCGCCGUACAACGAGAAGACGGCCCACGAGGGUCCCGGCCCAGGCCCCGCACCGCCGAAGUCUGUCCCCGCACCGGCCCCCAUCCCAGUCCGCCUCAGCACCGACACACUCCAUCGUACCCCGACGCUGCCAUCGCCGCCGCCGCCCGGAUCUUUUGCCGCCCUGCUGCUGGACAACGGUCAGCAGAUCACCGCGCUGCGCUUGCCUAAGCGCAUGAUCGCGCCGCUCAGCGCCGCUAUCUCUGGCGCGUGGCCAGAUGGACUCCUGCGCUGUGCGGCUAGUCCAGUGCAGGGCGGGUGGGAGUGGGAGCUGAACGGCUGGCCAUUUGUGCAGCAUGUUGAGAGCCGGAGAAUUAUCUUCGCCAUGCUGCAGGUGCUUUACGCUGCGGGGUGGGCCGUGCAGUGUGCCAACAACAUCAACAAGCACCACCUGGCCAAGGGAACGAUCUUUUUAAAGCCGGGCGAUGCGUGUGCCAAGACGUUCUUCGGCAUCAGCUUCUUCAAAGAGGAUCGGAUAAGGUUGAUCGACGCCCCAAGUGCCGACCUCCGGGCCGCCUUCGUCGCCAUCGCCAAGACCUGGCACAAAGGGGUGCAGGAGGCGAAGGAGAAGUGGCCAGGCUGCGUGCAAGUCAAGCUUAAGGGCACGCCGUUCUACACCAACGACCGCACCGAGCAGGACUUGAUCCGCAUCAUUCUCCUCGACAUUCUAAGCGCUUUUGACGCCCUUGGCUAUGAGCUUGUGACUUGCAUUGAGAUGGCCGAUUUUGUGCGGCACGAGGGCACACAGCCCGAGACGUGGUUCUUCGCCAACAAAACGCGGUCGCGCGAAGGCUCGGUGCGCAGCAGUGUGUACCAUGGGUCGUAGGUGUGAAUACAGGCUUGCGAUUGUGUAUAAGGGUUGUCGUUGUUCUAC
Molecule: messenger RNA, 975 nt
Organism: Cutaneotrichosporon oleaginosum
Lineage: Eukaryota; Fungi; Basidiomycota; Tremellomycetes; Trichosporonales; Trichosporonaceae
Source: RefSeq, a predicted model, not a curated record